UAAGUUGCCCAUUUCAUCAAAACUCCCCACUCGCCCGGGUCGUGCGUUUGUGCGCCACCAAUCCACUACCACGGUUUUCUAUUCUUAUCUCUCCCCAUCCACCACCGGCGAGCAGCUCCGGCGCGCCAGAUUCCGGCGACCCUUUAGAUAUCUUGCCGGAAAAUCCGUUAGAUCUCUCAUACAUUCCACAUUAUCAUUCAUAUCAUCCCACCAUUUUUUUCCAUCCCAGAAAAGAGAAGAAGAAGAAAAUUUCAUUUCAAUCAAGGGUUUUUUUUUUCUCUUCCUCUGAUCGCUAAAGAUCGAAACUUUGGCUCAAAUUGUUUCUGUAAAUGUGGGUGAAAGAUUGGAUUUUUACUGCUAUUUAGCUGUAAAAGAUGUCCUGUCGAAGCUGUAUGACGAAUAAAUUUUGAUGCUAUAAUUUUACGGCAUAUUUAUAUUCAUUUAUCGUGUAAAUUAAGAUCAGGGAUUUUUUUUUUCAUUCACAGAUUAAACGUAAUAGUUUCUGCAGAAUUUAAUGAGAAGUUGUUGAUUUUUUUGAAGAAAAGGGGAGGCGGGGAUUUUUGAUGUAUGGGGGAUAUGUGCAGAAUAGAGGAAGAGAAGAGUGAGGAGAGUGUUUGGAGGAGGAGGAAGAACUGGGGUUUAAGGGGGCUAGGGUUAGGGUUAGGAUUAGGUGGGGUGAUGGGGUUGAAAGGUGGAAAUAUUAUUCAACAUAGUAGAGUAGAGAAGUUUAAAAAUUCCAUGGUUUCGCGGUCGAAAAUGAAGCUAUGGAUGAUAAGGGCUACUACAUCUGUGAUGUUGUGGAUUUGCUUGGUUCAGUUAACGGCAUUGGGUGAAAGUUUUGGUCCUAGAGUUUUGAAGGGAUGGCCAUCUUGCUUUUCUCAGGAUUCUGGUUCUGGUUCUUCUGCCACUGUUACUGGUUCUGCUUCCGCUUUGGAUGUUAAAUCUGCCCCUGAAGAUGUCCCUGCUCGAGUUCUUCCUCCCAAGAGAGUUUACAAGAACAAUGGUUAUCUGAUGGUUUCAUGCAACGGAGGCCUUAACCAAAUGCGGGCGGCGAUAUGUGACAUGGUAGCAAUUGCCAGACAUUUGAAUGUGACGCUUAUAGUUCCUGAGUUGGAUAAAGCUUCUUUCUGGGCAGAUCCAAGUGAGUUUCAAGACAUAUUUGACGUUGAUCAUUUUAUUACAUCCUUGAGAGAUGAAGUUCGGAUAUUGAAAGAGCUACCCCCUAGGCUCAAGGAGAGAGUGGAGAGAGGGUUAUUUUAUACUAUGCCGCCUAUUAGUUGGUCUGAUAUAUCUUACUAUGAAAAUCAGAUUCUUCCUCUUAUACGCAAAUACAAAGUUGUGCACCUAAAUAGAACUGACACUCGACUUGCAAACAAUGGCCAGCCCUUGGAGCUUCAGAAGCUACGUUGUCGAGUCAAUUUUAGUGCUCUCAAAUUUACACCUCAGAUAGAAGAGUUGGGUAGAAAGGUCAUCAAACUCCUUCGUCGAAAGGGGCCUUUCAUAGUACUUCAUCUCAGAUAUGAAAUGGACAUGCUGGCUUUUUCAGGCUGCACUCAGGGGUGCAACCAGGAGGAGGUGGAUGAGUUGACAAGAAUGAGAUAUGCUUAUCCCUGGUGGAAGGAGAAAAUUAUAAACUCCGAUUUGAAAAGAAAAGAUGGCCUGUGUCCCUUGACACCUGAGGAAACUGCUCUUACCCUGAGGGCCUUGGACAUUGAUCAUAACAUCCAAAUUUACAUUGCUGCUGGAGAAAUAUAUGGUGGAGAGAGGAGAUUGGCUAGUCUUGCAGCAGCUUAUCCAAAUUUGGUCAGAAAGGAGACACUGUUGGAUCCUUCGGAUCUUAGAUUCUUCCAGAAUCAUUCAUCUCAGAUGGCAGCACUAGACUAUCUUGUUUCUCUUGAAAGUGAUAUAUUUGUUCCAACAUAUGAUGGAAACAUGGCAAAAGUUGUUGAAGGCCACCGCAGAUAUCUCGAAUACAAGAAGACAAUACUGUUGGACAGAAAGCUUCUAGUUGAUUUGAUAGACCAGUACAAUAUGGGAUCGCUAACAUGGGAUGAGUUCUCUGCUGCUGUUAAGGAAUCCCAUUCUGAGAGAAUGGGCAAUCCUGUCAAAAGGGUAGUGAUUCCAGAUAGACCUAAAGAAGAGGAUUACUUCUACGCAAACCCAUGGGAGUGUUUGCAGCAACCAAAAGAAGAUGAUCUGUUAAGUAACAUGUGACCCGUAUUUUGGCAGCAGCAUGUGAUUUCAUUCUUGCUAAGCAGAUCUUCAACGAAGUUCUCCAGAGCUAAAAGUUUGAGGAGAAUUUUGUUUGAAAGGAGGCAUAUUGAAGUUUAUAGGGGAGAAUGGACUUGAGCAAAGUCUCGAGAGAUUGUCUCAGGAACGGAAGGUGCCAGAGUACUUAGUAUUUUAUAUAGAGUCUAAUAAUCCAACUCCAUGUAUAGAAGUCACCCUGCCAUUACAGGGUGUUUACGUCAAAUCAGCUGCAGUGUACACAAGAGGGAAUGCAAAUAUAGAUUUGUUUUAUUGGAAACCACGGUUUUGCCAAAGGUUAGCUUUGAACAUCAUAUUUCUUUUAUUUAUUCUUCUUUUUCUAAAAUUGUCUACAACCCUCAUUUAUACUUGAAAAAUCUAUAAAAGCAGCUUUUAAA
This is a messenger RNA of Coffea arabica (coffee), 2645 nucleotides long. Its product is annotated as rhamnogalacturonan I rhamnosyltransferase 1. Gene Ontology annotation, cellular component: cytoplasm. The record is from RefSeq and is a predicted model, not a curated record. Lineage: Eukaryota; Viridiplantae; Streptophyta; Magnoliopsida; Gentianales; Rubiaceae.